GGACUGUCUGUUACCUGUCAAAAUGUUAUCUGUUAUCAAAACACAUUACCGUGUUCUUAUUUUGACCAUGCAUCUUAUAUUUUCGGCAACAGGAGCAAACGAUCAAGAGUUCGGCGAAAGCAAAAGCUCGGGGUGGACUCUAUGUGCUGCCAGUAGGGAGUUGGGCCAUGUGCUGGGGUGUUAAGCAGUGGGGAAACACUCUUUUCACGCCACUUCGAUACCGAAGUGACUUCUUCGUAGCAGGUUAGAAUUUACGCUGCAGGUUAGGAGAACGAAUUUAGCAUGUUAGGAAACUGGAGAAGGUGAUGUCGUAAAGCAGAAAGUGUCGCAAACCAGGUGCAGAGGAGGGAGGGAGGUGGAGUGGAGAGAGGAGUGGGGUACGGGGGGAGGUGGCGAGAGAGGAGGUGACUCGCCCCGGCAGGCAUUAUUCAGACAGAGCGAAAGGAUCAUGGCGGAUGGCCCCAGGUGUAAGCGCAGAAAACAGGCGAACCCGAAGAGGAAUAACGUAACAAAUUACAACAAUGUUGUGGAGGGCCAGUCAGACUCUGAUGAUGAGGACAAGCUACACAUAGUGGAGGAAGACCCUGAUGGUGACAGCACGCUGCCAGAAGACGCCUCAGUAGUAUUAACCCAGAACGGUACAGAGACUCACCAAGACACCUGGGAUGGAGUGAAGGAGGACUGUGGCUCUGAAGAGGAGGAUGAGGAGGAAGGGGGGGAGGAGGAGGAGGAGGAGGGGGGUAAGGAUGCCCUGGUAGAGGAGAUGCUACAGUUGGGGGAUACAGCGGUCAUCUACCCCGAAGCUCCAGAGGACGAGCAGAAGAGCAGGCCUGAGAGACGGGUCCCAGACGAGAAUGGCACGCCAGACACUCUUUCCCAGCUCCUGACCUGCCCGUACUGCUCGCGGGGCUACAAACGCUGCACUGCCCUGAAGGAGCACAUCAAGCUGCGCCACGAGAAGAGUGAGGACAACUUCAGCUGCUCCCAGUGCAGCUACACCUUCGCCUACCGCACACAGCUGGACCGUCAUAUGACCCAACACAAGACUCAACACAAGGAACCUGUACAGCGCCACAUGCCCCAAACCACGACAACAACAGGGGGGAAUAGGAAGUUCACGUGUACAGAGUGUUCCAAGGCUUUUAAAUACAAGCACCACCUGAAGGAGCACCUGCGUAUUCACAGCGGAGAGAAGCCAUACGAGUGCCCCAACUGUAAGAAGCGAUUUUCCCACUCCGGGUCCUACAGCUCCCACAUCAGCAGUAAGAAGUGUGUUGGCAUGGUGCCUGUCAACGGUACCCCCCGACCAGUCAUAAAGGCCUCCCAGACCCCCACCACACAGAACCAGCUUUCCGGCACUGCCCCCGUAGCCCCUACCCGACUGCUCCUCCGGGGGGAGAAGACAGAUGGCAAGCCCCUUCAGGAGCAGCUCCCCGUCAACCAGAUCAAAUCCGAGCCGGUGGAAUACGAGUACAAGCCGGUGGCGGUGGGGCCUAACGGGGCAGCAGGGACUAACGGGACAGUGUUUACCGGUGGCAUGGCGGUACCCCAGGGCACGGUCCAGGCGGUGGUACUGCCCACCGUUGGUUUGAUGUCUCCUAUCAGUAUUAAUCUCAGCGACCUGCAGAACGUACUCAAGGUGGCCAUGGAUGGGAAUGUGUUUCGCCAGGUGCUGGGGACAGCCAACGGGCUGGUUUCGUCCAAGCAGGGGGUGGUGGGGCAGGCUGGGCAGCAGGUCAUCUCAGCCAUCAGCCUCCCUGGCUUCGUGGACCAAGACGGAACCACCAAGAUCAUUAUUAACUACACCCUGGAGCCCAGCUUGGCCCAACAGCCCAGCGCACCUCAGCUCCUCAAGAAGGAACCUCUCCCUGCCCCCACCACCACAAACACACAGCCAGCCUCCAAAGUAACAGAGAAAGUCACCCAGGACCUCAGCAUCAUCAAGACCGAGCAGCCCGACUCGGAGUCUGAGAAGGAGAUGGAGAAAGAGGAGGCUCAGACCGAGGCAGAGGCAGAGCAGAGUAAGGAGGGUGAAACACCAAAGGCCCAGACAGGCAAGACAACAUGUCUGCUGUGUGAUGACUGUCCUGGUGGUUUGGAUGCACUACACAUGCUCCAGCACUGUAAACCUACCAAUGGGGAGGGGGGUGACGUCAGCCCCCUGGACCCCUCUAUCGCCGCCCUGCUGGCAGAAGCAGGGAUAACACCAGGCCAGCCCCCUCUGAAGAACCUGCUCUCCCUCCUCAAGGCCUACUUUGCCUUAAACGCAGAGCCCACCGAGGAAGAGCUGGCCAAGAUCUCUGACAACGUCAGGUUGCCCGUGGACAUAGUCAAGAAAUGGUUUGAGAAGAUGCAGUCCGGUCAGAUUACUGUCGAGCCCCCUGGUUCCUCUUCCCCUCUACCUUCAACAGGUCCUAGCACAGAGACCCAGGCUGCCCAAAAGAAGAGCGGAGAGCAGACAGAGGCGCAAUUCGCCUCGGCCCAAACCCAGGAGACAUCAUCUUCCCAACCUCCCAACAGUUCCCCUGCCUCGACCUCCGCCUCCCCCUUGGUCUCAGCCUCGGCUCCUUCACCACUAAACCUCUCCUCCAGCGGCCGGGUCAUCGUGAAAACGGAGGAGGACUCAGAGGGCGAGUCUCAAGAUCUUCCCCUGGACCUGUCCCUUCCCAAGCAGCCCCAAUCAGAGCCCCAGGUCCCCCAUGUCCCCCAGGAGCAACCCCUCAACCUCACCUGUUUGAAGAAGGAAACGUCCCAUCCCCAGCUCCAGGCCCAGCUCCAACCCCAGCUCCAACCCCAGCUCCCAGGGUUCCAACCCCAGCUCCAGGCCCAGAUCCAGGCCCAGCUCCAACCCCAGCUCCAGGCCCAGCUCCCGGGGUUCCAAACCCAGCUCCAGGCUCAGGGAACCACCAACACCAUCUACGUCACUUCCCCCCCGCAGAUGGCCACCUCCAGCCCGGUUAACAUCAUGACCACCCAGCUAGUAGCCAUCACCAACCAGGGCAGCGGUGUGCCCUGUCUCAGGGCCAUCUCCACUGGCACCACCAAACGGACUAUUCUCAUCCCCCAGCUUACCUACACAUACACCACUAAAGCAGGCAGCGACGCCACUGGGGCCGACGGAGCCCAGAAGACCGUCAGAAUCAACGGUUGCCAGGAGGAGGAGAAGGCUGACACCAGUUCAGAGAGCGUGUCGGCGGUAGAGGAGCAGAACGACUCAGACUCAGCCCCUCCACAGAAGAAGAUGCGUCGGCUGGAGAGUGGCAUGUAUGCCUGUGACCUAUGUGACAAGAUCUUCCAGAAGAGCAGCUCCCUGCUCAGGCAUAAAUACGAACACACAGGAAAACGUCCACACGAGUGUGGCAUCUGCAACAAAGCCUUCAAACACAAGCACCACUUGAUAGAGCACACGCGUCUGCACUCCGGAGAGAAGCCCUACCGCUGUGACAAGUGUGGCAAGUGUUUCUCCCACUCGGGCUCCUACUCCCAGCACAUGAACCACCGAUACUCAUACUGCAAGAAGGAGCCCCAAGGAGAUUAUCUGGUGGGGCGUCGGCUCAGCAUGACCCCCGAAAUGAGCCCCCAAGCAGAGGAGCAGCAGUCAGACAGCCGGCCCACCUCCCCUCCCUCCCAACUGGACUCAGACGAGAGGGAGAGUGAGGAGGAGCUGGAGGAAGAGGAAGGAGAGGAGGAAGGCAUGGAAGCCAUGAGCAUGGACGACAUACGGGUGGUGCAGGUGGGCGAGGAUGAUGAAGAGAGUGAGAUCUACGAGGUGGAGGAGUGUGAAGGGGAGAGGCAAGAGGAGGAGGAAGAAGGGAGCAGAGAGGAGGAGGCACAUCAGGAAGAGGAGGGACAGCAGGAAGAUUGA
Messenger RNA from Oncorhynchus gorbuscha (pink salmon), 3865 nucleotides. RefSeq names its product zinc finger E-box-binding homeobox 1-like. Gene Ontology annotation, molecular function: RNA polymerase II cis-regulatory region sequence-specific DNA binding; DNA-binding transcription factor activity, RNA polymerase II-specific. Gene Ontology annotation, biological process: regulation of transcription by RNA polymerase II; anatomical structure development. The record is from RefSeq and is a predicted model, not a curated record. Bases 449 to 3865 code for a protein of 1138 amino acids. Lineage: Eukaryota; Metazoa; Chordata; Actinopteri; Salmoniformes; Salmonidae. The transcript has 10 exons.